AUGGAUCACAAACCCCGUCUUAAAGACCGCCUCGCUCGCCUUCUCUGGCGACCAGCGCUCCUCCGUUCCUCCACCGCCGCCGCCGCUGCUUUACGUAGCGGGCGCCUUUCCGCCGGCGAAAGCACCCGUAGCUUCUCCGCCGCGGCAGAUAUUGCUCACGAACCAAUCUUCAUCUCCCGCAGCCGCGCCGGCGAAGCUGACGAGCUUCACUUCGCUCUACUCCGCCGCUCCUUAUCUCUCGACCACCCAGCUUCCACGCCGGCGGUGCAGGGGAAGGAGAAAAAGGAGAGCAGAAAGUACGAAAGGAACGAUUUUUAUGAGACUGGGGAACUCGAAGAAGUAGAUGGGAAAACCUGCACGUUAGUUUCGCCUUCCUUUGAAUCUCCUGGGAGUUCCCAUUUGUAUUACCAUUGGAUCAAAGAAACAGAGUCGAAGAAAAAGAGGAAGAAGAAGAAGAUGAUGAAACAGAGGCAGAGAAGUCGAUCAAAUCGGUAUCAAGUUAGCAGCAUCUCUUCUUCUUUCGGUGAUGAAGGUUUCGGGCUCUUCAGCAGUGAGGAAACUGAUACUUUCUUUUCGUCCCGGAGCUUCUCCUCGGAUUCUUCAGAGUUCUACCGCCGCCCCUCGCCUAAAAGCAGGAAGAACUCUAGCAAAACAGAGAUGAGAAAGAAGAAGAAACACGACGAAAGCUUUAAUUUUUCUUCCCGCCGGCGAAGACCGGCGGCCGGGAGAAGAGAUGGUGAAACGAAUGGCUUCCAGCCUUUGGUUUCUGGUCCUUUCUCUGAACAAACUGAAGCAGAGAAGAACCGCAGAGAAGGUUUCCCUGUUCUGAAAAAAUCUAGUGAUCCUUACAGCGACUUUCGGAGCUCAAUGGUGGAGAUGAUAGUCGAAAGACAAAUCUUUGGUGCUCGAGAGCUCGAGCGUCUUCUUCACUCUUACCUUUCACUCAACGCUCCUGAAAUCCACUCUGCCAUUUUUCGAGCUUUUGCAGAUAUAGCUCAAGUUUUGUUUAGUUACUAACAAUUGUAUCGCCUUGUUUGUGUGUUUAUGGCUAGUGGAUCUUAAAGAUGGGUCUUUUCUUCAGCUUCGAUCUCUUUUCAUGUCUUUCUUUGGAGUGUAGAAGGAGAGCAUGGUUGAAGAAUGUAUGUAGAAAGUUUGAUUUUCUCGAAUUGUUAGGU
This is a messenger RNA of Phalaenopsis equestris, 1175 nucleotides long. Its product is annotated as transcription repressor OFP8-like. Gene Ontology annotation, biological process: negative regulation of DNA-templated transcription. The record is from RefSeq and is a predicted model, not a curated record. Lineage: Eukaryota; Viridiplantae; Streptophyta; Magnoliopsida; Asparagales; Orchidaceae. The transcript has 2 exons. The coding region runs from base 1 to 1017 and encodes 338 amino acids.